AUGCCCGAAACCAGUGGAAGUUCCACUGGGAAGGCCUUCUUACAAAAAGCGCGGGGAAAAUUGCUUGGUUGGUUACGACGUUCAUUGCGAACGUUUCACCAGACCGACGGAAAUGGUUCGGAAGCGGGCCCGGAAUUGGACGAGGAAAUGGAAAAAGUGUUUGCCAUGGGUUCUGGAAGGAAAUUCGAUGUAUCUCGUUUAGGAUCACCUUCUGAAUCAGUUGGCUCUGAUCGUGACCGCGAUCGGGGUCCUCCACCGCGAUAUGGUGAUGACAUCUUUGAUCAACACCGCAAAAGAAGUUACCCUCAUCCGCACAUGCCUUUAAAAAGUCUACAUUCCAAGUCGAUGCGAAGGCACUUAUCACCAGAAGGAUCAAUAGAAUGCGAAAACGAAGACGAAAACGUAAAUGAGAAUGGGCAAGUAGAAUCCACUGAUCAACAAUCAGAUACCAUAGACAAUGGUGUUGCCACUACACGAUCAAAUGAUGUACAUUCACCGUCAGAUGAGCAAGAAAAUACACUCAGCAGUGAGUCUGAAGCACUAACUUCUGAAAGAGCAGCUUCGAUUAUCACUGAUGGUACCGGAAUCGGUAGUCCUCGAGUCCAAUUCGAAAAAAUUCAAGAAGAAGAUGUUUUGUCAUCCUUAGAAGGACCGCUUAGUGAUGAAGAACGAAAAUCGCGAAGACAUCACAGUAAACACCACGAUUACAAAAGACACCACCAUAAAUCCAGAAAAUAUUCCCUUCAAGAAGAUCCACAAUGGCGCAAAAGAUCAGGAGCAGGUCUUCCAGACAACGUAGGGCUGUUGGGCAGAAGAGUAAGUGUGCAACCAGAAGAAGCGAGCACUCUGCAAGAACUCGAUAUAGAUGAUCUCGAAUCUCAUCGAAGCGAUGAUCCCCGUGGCAUGAGAAGACAUAAGGCUUCAUACCCAACAAUACAAAUAGGCCGGAAAAAAGAAGGCGGGAUUCCUCAUGAAACUUUUAAAAAAAUGUACGAUCAUUCACCGCAUGAAGUUUUUGUUCAACUGGAUGAACUUCAUGGAGUGGGUGAAGAACGUGAGUGGAGAGAAACAGCUCGUUGGAUUAAGUAUGAAGAAGAUGUUGAAGAAGGAGCAGACAGAUGGGGAAGACCUCAUGUUGCAUCUUUGAGUUUUCAUUCAUUGCUCAAUCUUCGUCGAUGCUUAGAGACUGGCGUUGUUUUGUUAGACUUAGAAGAAAAAGAUGUACCUGGUAUGGCUUACAGAGUUGUUGAACAGAUGGUUAUUGAUGAGCUUAUUCUGCCUGAAGACCGUCCAGUUGUUAUGAGAGCUCUGCUACUUCGUCAUCGACAUGUUAAUGAACAUGAAAGAGGUUUUCGUUUUGGUGGAAAACGAAACUAUUCUAGUUAUACCAGCCUCCAGAAUUUGAACGAUUCAAAGCCAAAAAUCGUGCCAUCAAGCCAACCUCAAGACAACAAUCACACAACGGUUGACAUAAAAGAAGAAAUGACGUAUACAAGCAGCAACGAAGAUUUGAAAAAAUCUCACAAUAACGACUACAUCUUCAAGCGUAUACCAACAGGAGCAGAAGCAACAGUUGUUUUGGUUGGUGCUGUUGAUUUUUUGGAUCAACCUACCAUUGCUUUUGUCCGACUGGCAGAAGGUGUCUUCAUGCCAUCAAUAACAGAAGUUGCAAUCCCAGUGCGUUUUGUCUUCACGCUACUCGGUCCUCGUAAUACCGAUCUAGAUUAUCAUGAAAUAGGACGAUCAAUAUCAACACUAAUGGCCAACAAACCAUUCCACCAAGUAGCAUACAAAGCUAAAGAACGACGUGAACUUCUUUCAGCUAUAAAUGAAUUUUUGGACGAUUCAAUUGUAUUGCCACCAGGUGAUUGGGAACGUCAAGCAUUGUUACCAUUUGAUGAGCUUAAAGCUAAGAGCAUAGCAAUUAGAAAACGAAAAGCUUCAGCACUUGCAAAAACUGCUCCUAUGACUCAAGGUGAAGCUGCAAUAAAAAAAGCUAUUCUUGCUGGGGAAGAUGGUAAGCGGCCACCUGAUGACGAUCCUCUUCGUCGAACACGUCGUCCUUUUGGAGGACUUAUAAACGACAUUAAACGAAGAUAUCCAUUUUACUUGUCUGAUUUUACAGAUGGGUUAAAUAGUUCGUGUAUAGCUGCAGCUAUUUUCAUGUACUUUGCUGCCCUAUGUGCAGCCAUUACUUUUGGGGGUUUGAUAAGUGACAAAACAAAAAAUGUUAUUGGGAUUUCAGAGACUCUUGUUUCUUGCUCAUGGACAGGAGUUAUAAUGGCUCUUUUUGCAACACAACCUCUUGUGAUAAUUGGUACAACUGGACCUUUGUUGCUCUUUGACGAGAGUCUGUAUAAUUUUUGUUUAGCAUAUGAUCUCGAAUUUCUGACAAUGCGACUUUAUAUCGGCAUGUGGUUAGGUAUAAUAGCUUUGGCAAUAGCCUCCAUCGAAGGGUCCGUUUUAGUAAGACUCUUCACUCGUUUUACGGAAGAAAUUUUCACUGGACUCAUUUCACUACUCUAUAUCGUCGAAACUUUCAUAAAGAUUUAUAAUUAUUUCAAAAAAAAUCCCUUGCUACCAGAGUACUGCUACAAUCCGAAUGACAACAGUUCUUACUAUUCGACUAAUCUAACCAACCCGAAAGAAUAUUUGAGGCUAAAUAAUGAAACAGAAAUAAAUUCUUCCGCAAUAAGUUUAUCAUUUCUACCAAGUUUUAAUCCUUCCGGUUUGUUGAUAAAUCAACCAAAUACAGCUCUGAUGUGUACUAUUUUGUGUUUUGGAACAUUUUUAGGAGCGUAUUACCUCCGUAUUUUCCGCAACAGCCAUUAUUUGGGCCGUAGUGCCCGAAGAGCAUUUGGAGACUUUGGAGUUCCAAUCAGUAUAAUUAUUUUUGUGUUGAUAGAUUACCUCUCUGAAGUAAAAACAGAAAAACUUCUUGUCCCUGAAGGUUUGAGUCCUACAAUGCAGGGAAGAAAUUGGAUUGUAUCGCCAUCGGGUAUCACCAAAUCAAUUUCUGUCUGGAUGGCAUUUGCUUGCGCAGUUCCAGCUUUACUCGUCUAUAUUCUUAUUUUUAUGGAAACACAAAUAUCAGAACUUAUAAUUGAUAAAAAAGAACGUAAAUUACGAAAGGGAAAUGGUUAUCACAUGGAUAUUGUUGUAGUGUGUUUAAUGAAUGUUGGAUGUGGAUUAAUGGGUGCACCUUGGUGCUCAGCGGCGUCAGUACGUUCUUUGACCCAUGUAUCAGCAGUUACGGUCAUGUCGCGCACUCACGCACCAGGGGACAAACCUUAUAUUGUCGAGGUGAAGGAACAAAGAGUUAGCGCGCUUCUUGUCGCUCUUUUGGUAGGAACUAGUGUUUUUAUGGCUCCCCUGCUGCGCCGAGUACCCAUGGCUGUCCUUCUUGGAGUCUUCUUUUACAUGGGUAUAUCAUCAACCAAUGGAGUACAAUUAUUCGAUCGUGUUAAAUUGUUCUUCAUGCCUGUUAAGCAUCAUGGAACUGCUAAUUAUGUGAGACGAGUUCAAACUUACAAAAUGCAUCUAUUUACAUUGGUUCAAAUAUUAUGUUUGGCUGUACUAUGGAUUGUCAAAAGUACACCAGCAGCUCUCGCACUUCCCUUUUUUCUUAUUCUUAUGAUACCUUUACGAUCACAAAUGACGCGAUUCUUUACAGCUGCUGAGCUCCGGGCGCUUGAUAGUAAAGGCCCUGAUAAUGAGACUGUUGAGGAUGAACUUGAUUUCUAUGAAGAAGCACCACUUCCUGGUUAG
Molecule: messenger RNA, 3768 nt
Organism: Cotesia congregata
Lineage: Eukaryota; Metazoa; Arthropoda; Insecta; Hymenoptera; Braconidae
Source: the annotation of a GenBank genome assembly